Messenger RNA from Phalacrocorax carbo (great cormorant), 1080 nucleotides. The record is from RefSeq and is a predicted model, not a curated record. Lineage: Eukaryota; Metazoa; Chordata; Aves; Suliformes; Phalacrocoracidae.
GCCCCGCAGCGUGCCCACGCGCGCCGCGCCCCCGCCCCCGCGCAGCGCAGCCGUCCCGGCGGUGCCAGCGUGUCCCCGCUGGCGCUCCCCGGAGCUCCCGCCCUCCCGGGGCGGCGGGCAGAGCUGCAGGCAGGGGAGCAGGCAGGGCUGCAGGCAGGGCUGGUGCAGCAGCGGAGGCCGGACGGUGCCGUGGCUGCUUGAGACCCCCGCACCCAGGAGGCCGGAUCCUGAUGCCGACCCACUGAGCCUGGAGCUGCCCACGCUGCCGCUGCUGCGGAGCGCGGUGAGGAGCCUGGGGCCGCCGGAGCGGGACGCGGAGGCCAUGACGCGGGAGCAGGCCCUGCUCUACCUCUUCGUGCUGCACGACCAUGACCGGAGCGGGCGCCUGGACGGGCUGGAGCUGCUGCAGCUGCUGGGCGCGGUGCUGGCGCAGCGGGACGGGGGGCGGCCGGACCCCGACACGGUGGCCGCGCUGGUGGACCAAGUUCUGGAGCAGCAGGACCUGAGCGGGGACGGGCUGCUCGACCCCUCCGAGCUGCUGCGCUCGCCCGGCCGGGGCCGCGGACCCCCGGGGAAGCCCCUCCUGCAGCCGCCCGGGGAGCCGCUGGCAGGGGAUGGGGCGGUGCCCGGUGGGGGCACGGAGACGGCGGGGGGGGACCCGGGGGUGAGCGGCCCAGGGCUCCGCCCAGCCGAGGGGCAGGCAGCCCCCCAGGCUGAAGCCCCCCAGGCUGAAGCCCCCCAGGUUGAAGCCACAGAGGUGGAGGCAGCCCCCGAGGCGGAAGCACCAGAGGCUGAAGAUGUUGAGGCUGAGGAAAACCCCGAGAUUGAAGCCCCUGAAGCUGGAGCCCCCGAGGGGGAGGCAGCUCCAGUUUGGGGGGACCCUGGAGAGGGGUAGGCAGUGGGAGGCUGUGGGGUGCUGUGCCCUUGCUGCUCCCCACCCUGCUUGGGACACAUGGUAAUGCGGGGCAGGGGGGCUGUGUUUGUGCCCCCCCAGCAUGUGGUGGAGGCUGGGGUUGUGCAGCCACCGCUGUAACAUGGUGGGACAGAGAAAUACAGGUGCUGCCACCGGCGCUCACCCAG